CUGAUUUAGAACUCUUCUAACGCGAAGAUAGAUAAUGUCCGAGAAACGAAAAAUGGAAACAGAAGUGAUCAAAACAGAGGAAAAAUCCAAUUCUGAGGAAGUCAAACAAGACUCAAAACAGCCAUCAGAUCCUGGGGGAGACGAAACCAAGGAAACAAAUUCAAACAUUGAGGAAAACCACAGUAGUACAAAUUCAGAUUCCACAAAACCCGGUGAUCAGGAUCCUGUAGAAACAGUAGACUUUAAAAUUGUGUACAAUAAACAAAAGUAUGAUGUAACAUUUCCCACCAAUGACACUAUAGCUAAGUUAAAGGCUCAUAUACAAACACUGACAGGAGUGCCAUCAGCAAUGCAGAAAAUUAUGUAUAAAGGUCUUGCAAAAGAUGAAUCCACACUUAAGGAAUUAAAAGUAACUAAAGGUGCCAAGAUAAUGGUCGUAGGAUCGACGUUAAAUGACGUGCUCUCUGUCAGUAAACCCUCCCCCAAAGAACUCCAAGAGUCCGGUAAAUCCGCGGCCGUCACAAAGGAACCUCUCUCCACACAGAAGGAACAUAAAAGAGUGCUAGAUAAGUAUGGUAAACCAGACGAUGUACCUGUUGGUAUCAGGAAUUUAAAGGAACCAUUACCCCAUACCCCUAUAUCAGGGAUGUACAACAAGUCGGGGGGCAAGGUCAGACUGACCUUCAAACUGGAGGUCGACCAGCUAUGGCUGGGAACAAAAGAAAGAACUGAAAAAAUUCCAAUGAAUUCCAUUAAAGCUGUAGUCAGUGAAGCCAUAAAAGAUCAUGAAGAAUAUCACAUGCUGGGUAUACAGCUAGGUCCUACAGAGGCCUCACGAUACUGGAUAUACUGGGUACCAGCACAGUAUGUAGAUGCAAUCAAGGACACAAUCCUUGGAAAGUGGCAAUACUUCUGACCCUUGCUCAUGUCACUCGGCAGUGGGUCUUGUGCUUUCCUUCCAAACAGCUCAAAUGUGCAUGAUUAUUAAAAUGAAAUGUAGAAUCUAUUUUACCAGGUUUUUGUGAAUCUGCAAAGGCAAUGAAAUAGCAUAAAAUGUUUUAAUUGCUUGAGGAUUUAUUGAUGCCUGGUAAUUUAUUUAAUGCUGAAUGACCAGAUAACAGUCUCAUUUGUUGUGAUAUUAUAGGGUUAUGUUUGUUGGCAUUAGAUGUUGGGGAUCAUUUGAAUGUGGUGGAAGAAUGCUUUUUUUUUUAAAACUUACUUCAUCAUGAUAAUUUCAUAUACAUCCAUCUCUUUUCCUUUAGAAAAAUAAUUCAUUCCAAAUAUCUUUCUGUAUUUAACAUGAUUCCUAUGCUACUGUAGAAGUUUUCCUCAGAGAAUAAUACUUCUCCUAAGUAGAACAGUUGUGAUAGCAUUGUUUGACCUUACCAUAGGAAGACAAGAAAGUCAAUCUCUAUUUGUACCCUCUGCUUUCUUUCUGUGUACAAGAAGUUUAAUUUUGAUUUCAAGAAAAUUCUUGCAUUAAAUUAAGCAAAGCCA
This is a messenger RNA of Saccostrea cuccullata (small rock oyster), 1497 nucleotides long. Its product is annotated as ubiquitin domain-containing protein UBFD1-like. The transcript has 8 exons. Bases 35 to 916 code for a protein of 293 amino acids. Gene Ontology annotation, molecular function: cadherin binding; RNA binding. Lineage: Eukaryota; Metazoa; Mollusca; Bivalvia; Ostreida; Ostreidae. The record is from RefSeq and is a predicted model, not a curated record.